Messenger RNA from Xyrauchen texanus (razorback sucker), 3080 nucleotides. RefSeq names its product synapse differentiation-inducing gene protein 1-like. Gene Ontology annotation, cellular component: intracellular membrane-bounded organelle; membrane. NCBI's taxonomy places the organism in Eukaryota, Metazoa, Chordata, Actinopteri, Cypriniformes, Catostomidae. The transcript has 4 exons. The record is from RefSeq and is a predicted model, not a curated record. The coding region runs from base 755 to 1522 and encodes 255 amino acids.
ACUUACUUCGCCACUGAGAUUGUAUCUCUAUUUCAUUUAGAGCGAAACAACACAUUUCUGCGUGACUAGUAGGCUACUCUGUGGAACGGGAAUUUCCACAAAGUGCUUCGUUCAGCUUAAUCUGAGGCGGGUUGAUAAUUUAACCAGUAAAAAAAAGAAGACACAAUUGAGAAGCAAUUCCUUGCCAAAAAAUGGUUUGUGCGGAGAUGCGAAAAAAAAGUUAUCCAACAUCCUCAUGAACGCGGUCCUGUACAGUUUAUGAUUCUAAGGAAAGUGAAGGAGAAACUGCUCGACAACUCCAAGGAUUCGGACUAUGUAUUUUGAAGCUUUUGUGUGUUACUGACAGAAAUUUCACCUGCUCGUGUUAUCAGGUGUUUGCUAUAUUUAGUCAAGUCAGAAAUCUGUUGCUCAAGAACUGCUUGAAAAAGCAAGGACUCACGUUUUUUUAGGUUGCUAAUUGUUUCGAUGAACGUGACCAUUCGAGAAAUAAGAGGCAUUGUUUACCGACGGCUCACGGGCUCUCGCAAAGCGAGAACGGAAUCAAAUCGUUUAAUAUUUAUGUGGCAAGCCAGUCGGUUGACAAAUUAUAUCGAAUGAGGACAUUGUUGAAACCAGAUACCUGCCGAGUCACAAGCUUACGGCCUAUUGAGCACAUCAGCACUUGUCACAUCAGUCCAGGCAAGGUCAUCGCUUCUUCCUGUCUUUCUCCAUCCGACUGUUAAACACUGAGUCCCGGCGCUCUUCACAUUCUUCAAUGGAGAGCCUAAGUGAGCUUCAGAACCCUCUACUGGAUAAGAAUAGCAAGCAUCUGGUCAAGGCUGACUAUGGCUAUGGGGGAGACUUCCACAGCAACCAAUAUCAGGAGAACAUUAUAAAUUACUUUGUGACUGGUGGAGGAGGUGGGGGAGUCGGUGGAGGUGGGGUUGGGGUCACAGGAGGAAAUGGCAAGGCGAAAGCCCAGCUACUGGACGCCACCUCACUACACCUAGCAGUGGAGGCAUUUUACAAGCCUAACUUCAUCCUUUACAAGGAUGAUGGGAGCAGCAAGGGAAAGGAUUACAAAAAUGAGUGCUGCGAGACAACAUUCAUGGAGAAGAAAGAGAAGGUAGUAGUGGUGGAGACGGCCACAACAGAGGACCUGAAAGCAAAACUCCUGGACGAAAACAAUGUGAAAAUUCAGACGGUCUCUUAUGAGGUAGAAGAAGAGGAAUACGUCGAAUAUGAGACAGAUUGCUCCAGCGACAGUGAAAGUGAGGACAACUUCAUUGUUAUCCCUCCUCGUGAUCACCUGGGCCUUGCUAUCUUCUCCAUGCUCUGCUGCUUCUGGCCUCUGGGCAUUGCUGCUUUCUACUUUUCUCAGGGGACCAGCAAAGCCGUGACUAAGGGAGACUUCCCACUGGCUAGCAUUGCCUCCAGACGAGCCCUGUUCCUGGCCGCACUCUCCAUCACCAUUGGAACAGGGGUGUACGUGGGCGUGGUGGUGGCCCUCAUUGCAUAUCUGUCCAAACCAGGCCACAUAUAGCAGGGCCAGAAAGGAAACCACAGGACUUCAUGAUAAUACUGCCCACGAACGUCUUUUUCUAAAUGUCUCUCUCAUUGUCAUCCCUCCCCAUGGACUGCCUGUCUGCCCAAAUUAGAGAAAGAGAUGAAGCAGAAAACGAUGAACCCAGAAAAACUGUGGACUUAAUCACUUUAUCAUUAUAUAUGUCACCUUGUGUCACACCACAGCAGUUGCCCCAUUGGAUAAAACUUUAACUUAAGUCUUGCUUAAGUCUGAGAGCAGUUCAGGUGAAGAAUACAAACUAGAGAUACAAAUAAGAAAUCCAAUUAACAAAAACCUAAGGGAAGAUAUUCCAAAGGACACCCACAAGGAUCAAAAGAGACUAAGCGCCCUUGGAUUAGUUUUUUCCUUUCCAGCUGUGAUUCAUUCCGAACCUGAAAGAGAACUCAAGCCGUUCUCUGUUCCUCUGUCAUUAUUUACUUAAUUCGUUAAACCCAGUAAGAGUGUAUGGCUCAAUUAAACCAGCGCUGCUGAAAACACACUGCGGUCUCUGCUGUUCACGAAAGAGCUCUGUUAAAACAUAUUAUACAACAGGUGACUGCUAUGUUUCCUUAUCUAUUUGGAAAAAAUGAUAGAGCCUUGUAUGUUAUAACAAGCAGAGGUAGAGUCCACUCUCAAGCCUAAGUGCUUAUGGUUAUACAGAACUACAGAAAUAAGAAAUAGCUAUCAAAAACAAUGCAGUCCACCUCUGUGAAUUCAAAUUAAUCUGUGAAAUUCGGCUCCACUUACACACAACCUAUGCUGAUCUCUGUGCAGUUUCCUCUUGUUAGGGCUCUAUGCUUUGUGUUGUAAAUUCAUGUAUUUUGUCUUUUUGUAAGUUUAUGUCAUGGUAGAAUAAAAGCCAAAACGUAAACUCUGGUGCUGAGAAUUCUGAACAGUAUAUAUAUAACAUGAAGAACAAGAAGCAUCUGUAUCAGUAAGUAUAUUUGUUUGACUUUAACAGCAUUUAAUGGUGUUUUCACACCAAAAGCUCUGAACUGAAUGUGAAAAGUAAUGUGUCAUCUUAGUCCCCAAAUGCAUAACUUUGUGUUCCUAAGAUAAAAAAUGAAUUAAAACAAUCAGACUUGAGAUGAGUUAAACUGGCAAAAGAAAUGUACCUUCUUCGUAUUGUAAAAUGGAUGUUAGAAAAUAAUGCAGGUUAGGGCUCAGAUUGAAUUGAUUAAUAAUGUAUUGCUUGUCUGUGGGCUUACAGGCUAUGGCACAUGAGAAUAAACUCACAGAUAAUGUAGUGUUAGGGGUCGACUGUUCCAUUGCAACACCAAUUGAGCUUGAAUUUGGUGUAGUCAUCCGCAUAAUAACUUCAAAACACAAAAGCAAUUGGUGUUCAUGUGGCUGGGUGGUAUAACAAUUGGUGCCUGGAUUGAAUCAUUAUGAUACAAGCCUUUGAAAGUUGGUAGAAAUAAAAUUAUAACCCCCUAAUUGCUGCAGUCCUCCCAGGAGGAGUUCUCACUUAGAUGACAGGAUCUUUAAUAGCCUGGUUCUACACAAGUAACAUAGAAGGUGGUACAAAAAAGUGUUU